AUGAAAUGUGAAGUCUGCGGAACAAGCUACAAAAAAAUAGACUCACUUUUGGUUUGUGCAAACGGACACACCCUCCAAAACACUACAGAAGUGGCACACGAUGACAACCCGCUAAGAGGAAGAUCAAAAAGAAUAUACAAGCCAAAGAAAGAGAAAAAAGUAGUAUUCAAAAGCGACGGUUGCAAACUGAUGAGAAUGGUACUUAUGAGGCUGCUGUUUGAAGAGUCAAUGGCAUAUUUUGGCAUAAAAGACAAUGUUGUAUUCAGAUACUUUACCGAAUUCUUGGAAUUUAAAAAUGCUAAGCUAGACACCGUUUUUGACAUUUCAAAGUUUACAUUAUCGAUUCUUGUGUAUUUUGCUAAGAGGUCGGAGAUGGAAAGAAAUGGACAGAUAUAUCUAUAUAACGAGUUCAAAGAUACUUUCAAUAGCCUUGAUCUGACAAACAGAUUGAUUGGCAUAAAAGCUAAAUUUCCAAUGUUAGAGGUGGCAAUAAAUGAGUUUACUCACAAUUAUCUUAUAACUUCAACAAUAUGCAGCUUUAGGCCCUGGAUCGACGAGUUCUCAAGCCUGUAUAUCUAUGCAAGGAGAUAUGGAUUUGUAAAGUCGUCAGAAACUGGAAUUCUUGAAGAGUGUGUGGAAUCAGCCAAGCACAAUAUCAGAAGACUGUUUAGAAAUGAUCUGGAGCUUAUGAAAGUGUAUUUUCCAGACGAUAUGCAGCCAUCUGGGAGUGGAGGUUAUUCCAGAACUAGAGUUUUAUUUUGA
This is a messenger RNA of Vittaforma corneae ATCC 50505, 762 nucleotides long. RefSeq lists its product as uncharacterized. The coding region runs from base 1 to 762 and encodes 253 amino acids. NCBI's taxonomy places the organism in Eukaryota, Fungi, Microsporidia, Nosematidae. The record is from RefSeq and is a predicted model, not a curated record. The transcript has a single exon.